Molecule: messenger RNA, 282 nt
Organism: Mesorhabditis belari
Lineage: Eukaryota; Metazoa; Nematoda; Chromadorea; Rhabditida; Rhabditidae
Source: the annotation of a GenBank genome assembly
AUGACCAGUGAUCAAGCUAUUUCUAUAUGUAUCUUUUUGGACGACUAUCUCGACUUCCGGUCCUCCUCCUCAUCACUCUUUUUCUCGUUCACCUCAAUCGUCAGAUCACUCGAAUUCGAAGAUCCUCCAUAUGGUCAAAGUGUCUACGAUAUCGAGAUGCCAAAGAGGAAUUACUAUCAACACGUUUGGCGACAAAUUCACAUGAAUAUGCCCAGAGAGCAACAAGGUAAACGAGCCGAGAAGUUAUCCAAAGUGCGUGCCAAUGCUUAUUAUCGACUCGGC